Molecule: messenger RNA, 2015 nt
Organism: Bursaphelenchus xylophilus (pine wood nematode)
Lineage: Eukaryota; Metazoa; Nematoda; Chromadorea; Rhabditida; Aphelenchoididae
Source: the annotation of a GenBank genome assembly
AUGUGGCUAGGGCUGGUUACAGUGGCAGCAGUUUCGGCCACUGUAAGAGCGGCCGAAAUCGAACCGACCAGCUUCGGACCCAUUAAUAUCCCGCUGGCGCCGUAUAAUGUAAAAGUAAGGCUAAAUUUGUGAAAAUUUAAUUUUUGAAUUGUCUUUUUAAUCCAAUUACUUAUUCUUAGCUGUAUUGUCGAAACGGCAAGAUCGAAAACUACACGGACAUCCCCAAACUAAGGCCGUCUAAAUGUCCUACAGCAUCAACUUCUUGUGGGUAUUUCGAGUUACGUCAACAAGGAGGGUUGAGGCCGACCGGGAUAUUCGAUUGCGUUGAUUCUAGUGUGUUUGUCAGUGAACAAGAUGAGGAAAUCGGGGGUGGGGUAAGUCAUUGUAUUUGCAAUCAAAAAUUUUGACAAAUUUGUCACAAAUUCAGUUCAUAUAUUUUUCUGUCUUUUUUAUUUUCCUCUGAUUGACCCUCUUCAUUUUCCAUAGUCCCUUUCCGAAAAUAUUUCUUUAAACGUCCGUCUCGCUUCGAAGCACGAGCAAGCUUAUUAAAUAUAUGGCCUAGGGAGGGCAGAAUCAAAAAAAAUAUUUAAAAAAGUCACAAUCACACUACCUCCAUUAAUUUCUAAAUAACGAAUUUCGUGAGUUUUGGAUAUCCAAAACUUAAAUUGAUGACAAUUCCCUUAUUUUUUCUGAAGCAUUACCUGCAAAUUUUAUAGCAUUUCGUUGCAGAUGAACUUUAAUCGUCUCUGUUCUCACAAACCAAUGUGUCACCUCAUCCCGACCAUUCAUUUCAACAAGCAGUUCCUCCGAUAUAUGAUGGAUAACCAUCAUCUGCAGCACAUUCCUUCGGCCAUCAAGUUCUGCUGUUAUUUGAAUCACGUGCUGCUCACAAAACUGAUCGUCUCGGGCCAAAGGACCUUGCGUAAGCGGCAGACUGAGAUGACAGAUAGGAUCAAUCAGUUCGAACAAACAAUAACAAUCAUAUUUCAGCUUCCGUAAACACAACUCCCGUUUAUUGCGAGAAGAAAAAGUGUGAGGAGGGAGCGAUUGGAUGUCUGAAACAUACGAAAACCGUGAGGAUCGAUCAGCACAACCAUAUUUAUGACUACUUUGAUGUAAAACCGGUAGAAAUUGUUUGGGAAGAGGAGUCAAGCGAUGAUGAUAAUUACGAAACAUUACCUCUAAUCACUUCAGAAUUGCCGAAAGAAACCAAUUAUUGUGUGUAUCCCCAUUUGAACAACGAAUUGUAUCGGUAAGAUCAACUAUUUUUUUUGACACUCCUAGUUCAACACACAAAUUUUGAGUCAAUAUACAACAUUUCGGCGAGAGACUAUGGAAACUUGGGAAAAAGUCAGAGAAAAAACGGUUUUCGGUCAGAACUUCGCAAAUGCGGAAAUGCUGGCUCAAACAUUCUUUACCGCAAAUUUUUUUAGGUAUUGCUUGAUGAUUUACAACGAGAAAUUGGAUGACAAUUGUUACAUUCAUAACGGACAUGCCGUCUGCUGUUGUUUUGUCGGGCCGGGUAAUUUAUUUUUGAUUGAUCUCUCAAAACAUUAUAAACUCCACAACUGAUUCCUAUAAACCAAUAUUUCUUAGACGACACAACCUGCAAACUCAAAGAUAUCAGUCUCCCAGAGCCUUCAUCCACAUCAGCACCCGCUACGACCAUAAUCAUCCCGACAACACCACUAAAAACGUCUACAACAACGACAUCAACUACAACAUCUUCAAUGCCGACCAUAACAGAUCUCCCAACAACUCUUCGACCCAUGAUACGAAACUCAACCAGACGGAGGCCACAAUUGUCACCAAGUUAUCGGAAACCAAGAUGUCGCAAGAAAUAUAUCCAUGAAAGCAGAUUCAAGUCCAAAAGUGAUCGUUCCCAGGUCAAAGUGGUCUGGAAAUGCAAUCAGGACCCCGCUGCCGACAAAUCUACUAGCAAUGCCAAUGGUAUUUCACUAACGGGAGUGUGCUUUUUCACUUUUUAUAUUAUAUUUAUCCAUUACAAGGUGUGA